AUGGCGGGAAGAAAUGCUAUAAACAAACCAAAGAUCAAAAUGUUGGCACAUAGUCACGCAAAAUCGCUCAGCAGGAAGAGGUCAUUGAGAAACGCCAUCCAGACAAGGUCAUCCACAUCACGUUAUGCUCCAAAAGGAACUACAGCCCCAAGACCAACCGAUUCCAAGGCUGUUGCAUUAUAUACAGGGGAAUCACCAGCACCAAGCUCGGUAAUGACGACGAAUACUUUAUCUAAAAAAAGGGCCAAGAAGAUUGCCAGAAAUCAAAAAUACUUUACCAAGAAGCAAGAGGGGGAUAUCUUGAUGAGUAUAGAUGCGGAUUUGAAGAAUUCAAAUUUAGAACAAACAAAGAAAGCGUUGUGGAGUUUGAUAGAGCUGCGUGAAAAGAAUGGGCCUGCAGUAGUUGCAGAUGGCGAGGGAACCACUUUGGGAAUUCAAUCAUUUUGA
Messenger RNA from Lodderomyces theae, 447 nucleotides. RefSeq lists its product as uncharacterized. The coding region runs from base 1 to 447 and encodes 148 amino acids. The transcript has a single exon. Lineage: Eukaryota; Fungi; Ascomycota; Pichiomycetes; Serinales; Debaryomycetaceae. The record is from RefSeq and is a predicted model, not a curated record.